Rhipicephalus sanguineus (brown dog tick) is the source of this 7859-nucleotide messenger RNA. RefSeq names its product tumor protein p53-inducible nuclear protein 2 (gene TP53INP). Gene Ontology annotation, biological process: positive regulation of DNA-templated transcription; autophagosome assembly. Gene Ontology annotation, cellular component: autophagosome; nucleus. Bases 237 to 890 code for a protein of 217 amino acids. Lineage: Eukaryota; Metazoa; Arthropoda; Arachnida; Ixodida; Ixodidae. The transcript has 5 exons. The record is from RefSeq and is a predicted model, not a curated record.
CGAGCGCUCGGCAACAACAACAAUAGCAAAAAAUUGCCUCAGCUGUGUGUUCACUGUGCAAGGGUCGCUAGCUGACGGAAGGCUUUGUUGUGGCACCUACUGGCGUUAUUUUACGACUACUAAAUGCAUUGCAAGUCCUCCUGCUGACCAGUGUCGUCGCCUGCCAUCGCAAGGAACACCAUUUUGACAAGGGUAGACCUCUGAAAAGUCAUAGAAUACAUUGUGCAUCCUGAGUCAUGUUGAGCGGCAUUGCCAGCUAUUUUCUCAAUGCCCCGCCUACUCCGACACCUGAAGAUGAUGUCAACUACCGAACCAUGGAGGCUGAGGAUGACUGGUUGCUGGUUGAUGUCACAGAUGAGGAUAGUCCACAGCUGGAAGCACCAUGUGAGCGACCACGCAGCCUUCCCACAACCUUGCACGUGGCUGUGGUGGACUCUUCUCAGGAGGCUACGCCACCAUCGAGUCCCUGUCCCAUGGACGGAAGCUGGUAUGUGACACCUCCGCCGUGCUUUGUGGCACGGCGGCCGGUGCACUUGGAGACGUCCCCUCUGGAGAACCUACUCAUUGAGCACCCAAGCAUGAGUGUGUAUGGACCACCAUGUCUGCGGGGUGCACCACUGACUCCCCCGCCUUCCCCACCACCCAGCACUGCAGCCCCGGCCAGCCGCGCCCUGCCUGGUCCCAGGCCGGCCGCACUGGCUGCCAGAGUGGGUUGGCUGGAGCAGCUACGGCCAAGUCAGCGAAGCCAAGUGCAGCGAGAACAGCGACAGUUGGGUCGAGGCCAACUAGAGCGGCAGAACCGCACAGUGCAAACUGGCAACCGACAUCCCAAACGCCGUGAUCGUACUGCCGCACGCCGCUCAGGAGCAAACAACAACCGCAAGUGCUAACUUGCCAUUACUGCAAAGAGACUAUGCUUUUGGUACUUGCACGACCGGAGGAAGAAAACAAGAGGACAAAUGUGGUGGGGAUUAUUGGGGCUUACGAAAUCUACAGUUUCUACUCUGGCCUGCCUAAAAGAAAAAGAUCCAGUAGAGUGUUGUGGCCAGGAGCAGGCUCUGUGCAUGUCACAGGCUCUAUGCGCACAGUGCAGCUUCAGAUCUGUAUCAUGUUGGAGAUGUUAACUUCAAAGUGAGCACAUGGAUUGAUCUGUCAGUGCAAGAAAAGAAAGUCAUUUUUAGAAAGUUAAGGAAAGUAUGUUUGACUGAAAUAUUUACUAAGAAAACAUCACGGCAUUUAAACACUCUGCUUGAAAAUGGAAGCUUAUACUGUAUGUACUUAUAAACCUUCAUGUCAGAAGUUCCAGUGACCAGUUUCAUAAAUGGGAGAUAUUGGAAGGUCCCCAUAAGAUUAUUUUGUUCUUUGGAACCACUGUCUCUAGUAAACAGAAGUCUGACGAUCAUUAUUACAGUGCGUCUCCCAUAGUUGAACCAGGUCGGCACCAUGCCACAGCAAGAGGCAUGCAGUAUCCAGGCUAUGUUUACAAACAUGAACCAUUGUAGUGGGCUGUUCUUCUGUCUUCUCUCAUUUACUAAACCUCAUUUGUGUACAGGGCAAGAUACGUAUAGUGCACAGAUUGCACUUGACCACUUAUUGCAGAGCAAGAUCAUUGCUGUAGUUAUAACAUGUAACUUUCAUGUAACAUGUUAUUUUGUGUAACAGUGACUUUCAUUCACCUGAAGAAAAACUCUGAAGCAGAACAAUUUACUACAGCAAGUGUUUGGCAUUGCCUUAUAUAUGUUGUGGAUCUAAAGUAGGGUGCUUUAUGCUGUUUUAAUGGGAGACGCACAUCAAUUUCUUUUGCUCCUACUGUAAACCUGGGCUUAUUUUGCAAUUUGUAUUCGUGUAGUUUCUACAGUUGUUUCAAGUGUCAUCUAGUGUAUAAGGACAGAUUUUUGUGAACAUUUUUUUUUUCUUGCAGUAGUUCUUAGAAGAAUUAACAUAAACGUUUUUUUUUUUCAUUUGGUUUUUAUUUCUGUAAUGAGCGGUUGAUCAAGAAUUUUGUCUACGAAAUUUUAUUUAUUUAUUUUUGAGAACUUGGUAAUUACGAACACUUAAUUCCAAAGCCCUUCUGUAGAAUUCUUUUUUCUGACAACUUUAUAUUAGACGUGAUGAAAAUGCACAUCGGUGCCACAGAUACAAAGCUUCAUUAUAAUAUGACAAUAUUACUUGAGCAAAAGACUUGUGUGCAUUAUGUCAUUGCUGAUUCAUACUGCAAAAUGAGAAAACUGCAAUUUAAUGUCUGUGGGGAUGGUGAAAUGACACUGAAGGAUGCACAUUUCCUGCCAUUUUGUUAAAAUUUCACUAUUCACUAUCAUUUAGCAUCUAAAAGCAGGAUAUCUGAGCACAAGUUUUAAAACAAGGAAGGAAAAAAAAAGAAGCGGAAAAUACACUUGCUCAGACAGCUACGAUCUUUUUUCAGCACCUUCCCAUAUUUAAUUUGCAUUUGCCUUCAGACUACCUUGCUGCUUCUUAAGUAGAGAUUUGCAAGAGUAUCGUAUGCAGCUUCGAAUAACACAUGAAAGCGAGGAUCUCAGCAGGUAUCCCCUCCCCAGUUUUUCCAGCCUUGUUCUCUUCUCCUUGGUCCAUUUGAAUAUUGACCUCAUGCACAGAAGGAACCUUGAUGCUGCUUACUAAAAGCACUGCUAAUGGAUUAUCCACUCCUGCAUUUCAAAAAGUAAUCGAAGGUAAUGUGCAUAUGUUGAAGUGACAUUUUGAACUCUUCUUAAUGCACCACUCUAGUGCAAACAAUUUCAAACGAAUCUAAAGCAUCUGUGAGGCAGUGUCUCAAACAUUGGACCUGUAGAGGCAAGAAUCUGUACAUAUAUAAAUACCCAGAAAAACUGAUACUCUCACUGUAUAUAUAACAAGCUUUUUAUCAUGCCUCAAAGCAGAGCAGAGUGAGAUUGAGUUCUGCCAUUGUUGCAGUAUUUCCCACCUGCUAUACUGUUAGGAGUAUUUAUGGUGACUGGAUCACCUGGUCUGCUACGGAGAUGGGGAAAUAAAAAUCGGUAAAGCACCAAGUCAUCUGAAAGCUGUAAAAACCACAUUGAGAGCCAUCUUGCUCUCAUAUCCAGGGUGGCUGCAUACCCAUAGUUUGUUGCUAUUUGCACCAAAAUUUGCCUUGUUUUCUUAUAUUAGUGGGCUUGUACUUUCUCUAUAGUACUGAGCCUGUUGAGUGUAUAAAGUUAAAGAACCCAAAUGCAUGAGUUCCCUGCACCCCCACUUACCUGCCCACAGAAAAGAGAACUCAAAGAGCUUUAAAAAAAAGUGUAAAAGAAUAAACAUGAAAAAAAAGACACAUAUAUAAAUAAAAGCUUGGUAGUGCAUGCUGGUAUGUUGAACGUGCAAGAGAAAAAAAAAAUAACUUGGUGUUUUAGCUUUGUAACCUUGUGCACGUAGGUCGCAAGAAAUACAUAGCUAUAAAACAACAAAAAAAGACAUAAAAGCUCAAAAAUGCAUGGCAAAAGAAAAAAAAAGAAAAAAAAAAGAAAAGAAAGGCAUUAAAGAUUAUCAGUGUGAAGUAACUUUCAGGUGGCUUCCCCCCCCCCCUAAUAUAUAUAUAUAUAUUAUACAUAGUGUCUUAGCUGCUGGCUAACUAUUGUGGAUGUGUGUAGCGUGUGUAAAUAACCACGUAAAACUCUCUGUAUAAAUGCGUGUGUAUGCAUGCACGAGUGUAUGCCAGCUAUGAUGACUGCUUCAGAAAUGCCUUUACACUGCCAUCACAUAUGAUAACGAAACAGGACACCAGUGGUUUGCAAUGCAUACCAGAGGUAAAGGCUGGCAGUGCCAGAGUUUGUUUGUCCCACUAAGAGCAGCACUCUCUCUCUGAAAUUGCACUAUUUCCCCCCCUGCAAUUAACACUGUUCACAAAGUUGGGCACCUAAACAACUUUCUGCAUCGAUACUACUUUGGAGGUGCUGUGUGCAAACUGUCAGCAGCCAAGCUCUCUGAGCGCUAAAUCUGUGCUUUCCUCAUUUUACUAGCCUUACCGACUGUGUGAUUCUAGCUUACCUACUUGUGAACACUUGCUGCACAUUGUUGCUACAGUGCAGCUUUGUGACCUCUAACCUAUGUUUCCCAUACUAAAUCCAUAAAGCUAGUUAGUCAGCAAACCUGGAGCCUAUCUGUCACCAGCGCAUAAUCUCUGGAAUAAGGUGAAUGGUUGAACAAACAGGCUGUUCCACAUUGCUUUUGAGUUUGGAGUGCCUCUUCCCUUAUGACAAGCAUUCAAGCAGUCACAUGGUUUGGUUGUUGUGCAACAAGCCACAGCACCUUUGCACCUUCCUCACGAGUCCGUCCCUAUUAUGCAGAGCUUGCACAAAUAUAUGUAGAAACAAGAUUUUAAUAGUUCACUUUUGCUUUCUAGGUACUAUAACUGCACUCAUGAAAGUUUGAGUCUCCAGGGUAGAAUAUUCAGCUGGAUGUCUCCUCUGCUAAAAAUAAUUAAAAAAAAGCAGUCUGUUGCACCUAAAAAAUGUCAUCGCAUAGGCUUGCACAGUGCUUAAAAGAAGGCAGCUGCCCCUUGCAGCUGGCCCUUUCAACUGGCCAGAUGUCAGUGGAACUGAUGUCUCGCCUCAUGCAUGCUUGCCUGUCUGUCUCAAGAGGCAAGAGUUGUGGCUAUUGGCAUGGUAUAUUUUUGCCUCCAUACUGUGAAAAUGAUCCUGCAUAUUAUUUAUUUAACUGUGACAGAUAACAGAGCUUUUCUUAUGCUACUGAGCUACUCUUUAGUUAUCACGCUAUUAAUAGUCUAGCCUAAAAGAGAAAUGUGUGUAUCCAGGCUUGAGGAAAGCUUGACAAAUCUAAGAAUGUCUAAUGUGUCUUCCAGUUUUUCCAAUUUGGCAGUGGCCUUGAAUGCAUUUUAAUAUGGCCACACACCAAGGUACAGAGAUUUAAUGAAAAGCCUUAUUGAGACAGAUACUCUUGGGACAGAAUUAUCUACAUCAUCAUUAACACAACACAGGGUGGUCUUAAAUUAUUAGUUACUUUUACACUCACACUGAUGAUUUGGCUUUUGAGUUCGCAUAUCUUGGCCUACAAAAUAUGUAAAAUAGUGUAGUUAUGCUGCUAAUGUAAUGGUUAAUUUACGUGUCAUGCCUGCAGUUUUCCUUUCGAUAUAUUUAUAGAUAUAUAUAUUGUGCUUGUCUGACACACGACUAAUUCUGAAAGCCCAAUACACUUAUGGUUCAAAUGCAUUAAUAGUAUGUAGAAAUAUGUUGAAACUGGACAGCUGAUGUGUUAUAAAAUUAAAUUAAGGUUGGAUUAAUGUACGUUUUUUCCUGGUACGUUUCUUCCACACGCUGUACACAGGAUAUGAGCAGUUACACACCUCUUCCUUUUCCAUAGCUCAGCCUAAGUCAACUUUUAUGCACUACAGCCUUUCGAUUGCAGUGGUAACAAUGUCCAUCCCUUUGCCCAAAGGUGAAAUGGCCAUGCGACAUCCAUGUUGCAAGCGAUGUUGACGUCAUGCUUUUUAAUGGGAAACUACCAUGGUAAAAGAAAAAUGUACAGAAGCUGACCAUCUGAAAGAGGAACAUUAAAUAUACCGAUUUAAAUAUGCAUCCAAACUGCCAAAAAAAAAAAAAAAAAAGAAAAGUGAUUAACAACUGCCAGCUGGAGCGCAAGAUACAUGUGACUCGGCUAAACUGCUAGUUCAUUCACACUUAAAUUUCACACCAUUGUAAGGGGCCUGCACCCCCUCUCCCUCAAGACAUGCUGUGUUGGAACUUCUCACACACAAUUUCGUCACGCACGUAUGAUAAGUGCCUGUACAAUGUUGGCAGAAAUAUUUGGAGGCUUGAAAAUUUGAACACACAGUGACAAGUGCUAAUGAACGUCUUGGUUCUGUCCCUGCAAAUUCAUUGCAUGCUUCUCAUUGCAUGCCUUGGUGAGACAGGCGAGUAAUGCACACAAAUGUGGUACUCAGCGAUACCAUAUCUGUGUAAGUGCGGAAGAGCCAAUGGUUUAGCUGAGUUACCCACCCCUUGCGCUCGUAUUGACACAACGUGGUAUAUAUUAAAAUGCUCGUUUCCAUCGCACUUCAUCGCGAACACUGUAGAGUAUUUGUGAUCCCUCUACAUGUAUUCGAAGCUCAGUCCAUAAAAAAAAUAUACAUCUGUUGGCAAGUGCCGGCUUAUUCCAAGCACCUAAUAAUUCUAGCAGUACCUGUGGUAGAAUGUCAUUAGGAUCAUUGUAUGUGCAUACGUGUGAUUAGGCUUGUCAGCCAGAGCCUAGCAAUAUCAGCAGCCUAAGCUGCAUAUCCUCCGGUGAAAAGCUGUCUUUUGCAGCCAUGCUUUGCACCCAAACUCAGUCCAACCACCUUUCUUUAUUAUUAUUAUUAUUAUUAUUAUUGGUAUAGCAUACUCUAUUGACACCUUCCUGCUGUGAGAUGUGUGACUGCAUGUGUGAGCUCAGCAAUCCUUGGCUGUAUAUAUGUACAAAAGAACACAGCAGGAUGGAACCAAAAGUCUAGUCUAUGGCCCUACAGUGUGUAAAAACAAGCCCAUCAAGGAAAAUGUAAAUGUAAAAAAAAGAAAGGGGAGCUGUCCAGGGAGGGGGGGGGGGUGCAUGUAAAAUGUGUGUAUGUCUAUUUUAAAAUAAUCUCGCUUAAUUUGAGCGAUACUGACUUGAGAAACUGCACUUGCCUCAAAAUAUGAGCAAAACAGCUAGAAAAUGUUUGCAGCAAAGUCUGUGCGUAAAGCAAGUUCUCUAGUAUGUAUACUACGCUGGUUUCAUCAACAUCGAUGAAUCGAGCGCCUUGCAAAAAUUUAUCACUAGGUUGUGUGUCCGUAAAGCUUCUAAUAAUUUCUUAUACCAGAUGGAUAGUGCAGAGGUAAUAUGAGUUGCAGGCAUAUAUUGAAUUAGCCACACUUUCAGGGUGCACUUUUCUUUCUUUUUUGUUUUUUGGUUACCCUUUGGAACACUGGGCAAAGCGCAAUGUUGUUUUCACUCCCACCUAUUUUAUAGGUGGUCAUCCAAAUGCUAUAUAUUUUUGGCAUGUGAUUUUUGUGACAUCUUAUGUUAUUGCAUUUGAUUUAGAGUACUUCCUACUUCCGAGCACUAUCAUAACCUUUUUAAAAUAAUCUCAGUAAACGCCCUCGAGCUCACAGUAAAUUCUGUACUUCUCUAUGCCAUUAAUUAUAGAACGCCAGCAGUAAUUUCUUUCUGUGCUGAACUUUACCUAUGCAGACCUGAAGAAAAAGAAUAUUUACAAACUGCUAUGAUGGAAGGCUCAACUGUUAAUAAGUCGGUUUUCCAGCAGCUUAGGUUUUUGCUCUGUGAAUGACAGUAUGUAGUAUGUGACAGGUGUCCUACAUUGUAGCUACAAACGGAAAGCUUAUAAAGUGCACCAACUUUGAUUAGUGCAUUUCAUAGCUACUUCUGUGGCAUUUUUGUACCCGUGCUGUUUACAGUCUUUUAAAAGUUACUUUGGCUAAGCCUUUCUGUCAAGUUUUCAAUAGAUGCAUAUUAUUGAAAGCUCUGUUAUCAACUCAUGUGUUGUGCUGUCCACUAUUUGUUGUGCGCAUAGGUGCAGCAGAUGUACAACAAGAAAACCUACUUGUACAGAUUGAUCAUGCUUCACUGCUGAUGCACUUAGAAAGUGUACUCACUAUGCAUAUGUUGUGUGGUACUGUGUCACCGGAAUAUACCCAACGAAAAAUGUUUUAUAGUUUCUGCACUUCACAUUCACAACACCCAAGACAAAGAUACUGUGUGAUGAAACAAAUGUUAACCAUGAAAACUGUACGACUGUUAUUUAUAAAAUGAUGACCACUAUUCCAAUAGGCUAUUACUGUGUUUAGAUGCACCCUGAGGAAGAUGGGAAGAAGAAAGAAAUUAAAACUUUUAUUUAUGCCACA